Adineta steineri is the source of this 441-nucleotide messenger RNA. The record is from the annotation of a GenBank genome assembly. Lineage: Eukaryota; Metazoa; Rotifera; Eurotatoria; Adinetida; Adinetidae.
AUGAAUAAAAAUGAUAUCGAAAAACUUUUUCGUGAAUGUGAUAGAAAAGGGAAGGGAUAUCUUGAUCGAGAAGAUAUUAAAGUAGCAACAAUUCGACUUUAUGGUUUAAAAAUGGAUAAAUAUAAAAUUGAACGAUUACUGUCAAAUAUUCCAAAUCGAGUUCAUCCAGGUUUAACAUUAGAUCAAUUUAUUGAUUUUGUAUAUAGUUAUAAACAUCAAAUUGAUCAUGAAGAUGAAAAUCGUGAAACAUUUCUUAUUCUUGAUCGAACAUGUAAAGGGUUUUUGAAUAAAGAUGACUUUAUUCGUGCUUUUGAACGUUUGAAUAUCAAAUUAAAUCCUGACGCAAUUGAUUCAGCUUUUAAACAACUUGAUGUUGAUGGUGAUGGUCGUAUUAGUUAUCGAGAUUUUGAUUUUAUGAUGAAUUAUGUAGCGGAGGAAUGA